Molecule: messenger RNA, 2254 nt
Organism: Lethenteron reissneri (Far Eastern brook lamprey)
Lineage: Eukaryota; Metazoa; Chordata; Hyperoartia; Petromyzontiformes; Petromyzontidae
Product: actin nucleation-promoting factor WASL-like
Biological process (GO): actin filament organization
Molecular function (GO): actin binding
Source: RefSeq, a predicted model, not a curated record
CAGCCCCUACCUCCACAGACACAUUCGCUUGUUUGUUUAACAGCUCUCAUAGUGAAAGCUCCCCGCUAUGCAUAGCUAGCAACCAACUAACUAACAAAAUUAUACGACAGUCUAGGCAUACACAUAACAAGUAACUAUCAAGCCCUAGGACUGGUAUCCAAACAAGAGGGCAUUGCAAGUUGUGGGAUUACCCGACGGACAGGUGUGAGGACGGCGGGAUGUUUUGUACGGCGCUAGCACUGCAGCAGCCUGAAGACCAGGAGCCUUGCAUAGCUAGGAGUUUGGCACGAAAGUCAAGUAGCAGCAGCAGCAGCAUCAGCAGCAGCAGCUGUCUGGGAGACAAGCGCAGCGUACUCGCGUGCCUCGGCAAACAGUGUUCCAUUGAAGAGGGCACUGCGGAGGCGCGAGUGGACAACGGUGGACCCGUCAGUCACCUGCUGCACAUUGGGCAUGCCGAGCAGAUUCCCGUGGAGUGCGUGCCCUUACGAUGCGCCCUACUAAAGAGUGGACCUUUGGACGAGACGGCGGGGGGGUCAUGCUUGGAGAAAAAUGGGGGGCCUGCAUUUUGCCUGCCCUUCUCAAGGUCCUGUCCAGACGUAGGCUCAGCGAACAAUGAAAGGGAAGCGUUGUGGAUGAUGCUGGAGAAAGUGCUAUGGGAGGUUAGGUGUAGCCGUCCUGAGGAUGAAGACGUUGAUCGAAUUACUACCACUUGCCUGCCUCAAUUCCGCUGGAGGAAACUCAAUAAAAGAGCAAUAUCGUCAAACACACUCCCCAUGCAGCAGGCACGGCCCCUGCCCGUGAUCCCCAACACACCGACGGCACCGAUACCGAGUGGCAAGUCCAACAACAGCAGCAGCAGCAGCAGCAAGAAGAAGAAAAAGUUCUGCAAGGCUGACAUUGGGAUGCCCAGCAACUUCCAACACGUUGGACACGUUGGAUGGGACCCCAAUGCUGGCUUUGAUACCAACGUCAUGGACCCGCAGCUGAAGAAGCUCUUCGACAGCGCUGGCAUCUCCGAGUCGCAGCUCAAGGACAAGGAGACGUCAAAGAUCAUCUUCGACUUCAUCGAGAGCCACGGCGGCCUGGAGGGGGUAAAGACCGAGAUGUCACAGCAGCCACCCAGGGCCGGCCCGCUGCCACCAACACCCCCCCAGAUAGAAGCCCCGCCGCAGCCCUCCAAAGGUCGCAGCCACAACUCCCGCCCGCUGCCCUCCCGGCCGUGCCCUACUCUGCCCCCGAGCCUGCCGCCGUCGCCGCAGCCGACGCAUCAGCCCCCCUUCAACAGCAGAGCCGUGCCUCCACCGCCCCCACCGCCCACCCAGCGCGGUGUUGCCUCCUCCCAAGCGCCGCCACCGCCGCCACCUCUGCAGGGUCCGAGGGCACCGCCGUGCGGGCCGGCCCCGGGCCCCCCGGCAAUGUCGGCGCCGCCGCCACCGCCGCCGCCGCCCCCGCCGGCGAAUAAACCCCCUCCACCCGGGGUACCCCCUCCACCUGGGGUACCCCCGCCACCCAUGCAAACUGAGCCACUUGCCCAGGGAGGAGGUGGAGGAGAUGGAGGAGGAGGAGGAGGGAGACGCGGGGCACUGCUGGACCAGAUCCGCCAGGGUAUCUCACUCAAGGCUGCUGAGCUCACGAGCCCUGCCUCACCCUCUUGCACGGAGGAUGUUCCCGGUAUUGCGGGUGCGCUCAUGAAAGCACUGGAGAUGAGAAACAAAGUCAUCCAUUCCUCCGAUGAGGACGAUGACGAAGAACCAGAAGAGGAUGACGAUGAAUGGGAAGAUUAAAGUCGAGCAAUCGAAGACGGGAUUUUGUAAUGUAGAACAAACAGCACGUGCACCGAUGCACACACGCACCAACUGAGGCACCGCACAAACGUAGAGUUCGUUCUUAAUUAUGGAGCUUUCGUGACUGCAGGAAUUAUUCACGUCUAAAGAUAAAAUAAUAUAAUAUAAAAUAAUAUUUUAAUUUAUUAUUUUAUCUUUAGACGUGACUUAACCGAAAGAACCAAAGAAUAAAACGUAGAGUUCGUGAUAACGUUUUUUUUGGAUCAGAUCGCGUAAAUGUAAAUGUGUCGUUUGCCCACCUCCACCCGACACGGCCUGUGAAUAAGGUUUGUCACGUAAACAAAACGCGCCAAUUUGUUACUCCACAUAUCCGUUGUGCUAAAUUAGUAACAAAUUGGCACGUAUCGUUCACGUGACAAACCUUCGGGUGGAGGUGGGAUCUAUGCCAUAUUUUAAGUCACGUGAUAUAA